CGAAUAUGACAAAUCUGCCAUAUUGAAAUCUGGUGAAGGGUUUGCAGACAACGAUGGUAAGCUGACAGACUUUUACCAUUCAAUCCAUAUUUGAUUUCUUUAUUGAACAGCUCCAUUUAACAUUUUUCUGAUCGAUUUUAUGUUGGGUUAUUUUUUCCUCACAGUCUGCCAUCUUCAACUUUCAAAGUUUGUUAACAGUGGUGCUUUUGUUAAUCUGUACAUGUGCUUACAUUCGAUCGAUUUACCCUGCUCUCUUGGACAAGAAUAAAACCGGGUAAGAAAACUCCUCUGCUUAUGGUAUUGACAUUUCUGAGUAUAAGAUUGCCCUGUUUCACCUCUGUGUUUGGCCUUUUAAUAGUGCACAAUACAGUUCACCACUACAUUACAAGAUUUUUGUGUGAUGACGUGGAAAAAACUACGAUCUACGCCUUUAGCCCCGGAAAUUAAUUGCCUCUUUAGUUCAAUCAAAGUAGGGCGUUUUUCAAAAACUGCAGAUAUAAACCACACGACACACGAUAUAAACCUCUGGUAUAAUUAAUUUUGAGUACCGGUUACACUCUGUAUUGGCCGGUAUGAGUAUGUUGCCUGUCUGGAGGGACUGGGCCCCCAUCACUCCAAAAUCAAGGAAAGGCCAAAAUACCUCAUCCUUGAUUUGGAUGGGCAAGGAGAUGGGAGAGGGGGUCAAAGUUUUCUAUCUAUUUUGUCCCAGAUUGCAAUCACGGACAGAAUAAACUGGAACAGCCAGCAAAUCCCCCUUCCCCCGGAAAUUGAGGAUGAAGCCCUCCAAAGGCCAAAAUGUGCCACUUUCCCAUCCUUGAUUUUGGUGGGUAGGGGAUCUAUUAGAUUGUAGCCUGUGUGACAGGCAUUGCUAAGAGGAGGGGGAGAAGAGAAUUCAUGCAGGCAUGCUAACAUAAUGGGUGCGGAAGGGAGGAGAAGGCUUGCAAGAAAGCCAUUGUUUCUGUCAUUUCCCCAUCAUUAGAUCCACAAAUCUGAGUUAUCUUAAGAAAAGUUGGCAGGUAUAGAAAAUCAUGGUUUGUGAACCACAUCUCGUAUUAUCUUUUCUCUCUUCAGAGAAAUGGGUAAAACAAAACUGCAUUUCUGUCUUUAAUUUGUUUUUAACAGUUAUGGUGUUUUUAAAGAUCCCUUUUUCCUUAUGCAACCAGAUCUUUUAUUCAAUUAGCCAUUUGAGGUCACAUCUGUUUUGUUUUACUGUUGACCUUUGCGUCAGAUUAUUCCACUGCAUGAAUGUCACUACUUUAGUAAUAGAGUGGAAAUUGAAUUGCACUUAUUCUGUACAAAUUAAUAGUCUGAUACAUGUAUCUCAUUCUUCUCCAAGAAAGGCUCACCCAUCAAACUAAGAUGUUGAGCAAAUAUUCAAUAUCCAUUUUUACCAAAUUGCUUACAUAUUCUACAUCAGCCUAGAGUUGUUAGGAUCUCAUCAGGGUGCUAAUUGAGAACCAAUAUUCAAAUUAGCACGGUUAUGAUUUCUACCACUCUGAUGGACACAUAAUUAACAAAUAGCAAUGUGCGUAUGCUACAAAUCUGAGUGUAAAAAAACGGGUCAAACAAUAUGUCCUUGCAGGACUUCCUUUCCCUCUUCCCGCACAUACCCAUUGCAUCACCUUUUGUCUUCCCCUUUAAAUGCCUUACAUUCAGGCCGUCAGUUACUGUAAUCUCUGUAAUAAGCCCCUCCUUUAUAUUAAGCCCCCAUCUUUGUUAAGCCUGUUCCCAUUAAAGGGUAACCAUGGCUGAUUUUUCUUUGUUACACAGCCUGUUGGGAAUAUUCUGGAAGGCUGCAAGAAUAGGUGAGACUGGACUACUGUUAAUUUUUCUUCCUUUAGCCCACCUUAAUAUUUACCAGUUUGCAUCAUUAAUCAAAUGUGUGGUUAAAUGUCAGGUCUCAAUAUUUUUAAGAAAAGGAUUAAAAAAUAUUGUAUUGAUUUAUUGAGGUAAUAUAAUCAUACCAAAGAUAGCCUUUGUAGUUAUCUAAUUGAAACAAGUACAGCCAUUCACAUGUUGAUUAUGUGUUAAUCAUUUUAUACUUUACAGCAGGGGCUCUCCUUGUUAAGCCCAAAAGGGUUUGUGGAGAGUUCCUACUCUACUCUUGCUAUCCUGUUGUGAAAAUGUACCUAUUUAACUGACACAAUUUGUAGCGUGAAAUAAAAGAUUGAUUGAUUGAGGAUGGAUGGAUGUUGGCUGAAAAUUUAGACAUAAUGCAAUUAUUCUUUAUCCUUCUUUAUAUUGUGUUGGAAAUCUUAGUAAAAGGUUACUUCAUUAAACUAUAUUUAAAAAUAAUUUUGAAAAUCAUGAAGAAUUCUGUUUAUGGAGGUUGAUUUAAAUUCAGACUAUUUGGUACCCUUUCCAUACUCUUUUCUGUAGGUGAAAGAAAAAGUCCUUACGUUGCUGUUUGCUGUAUAGCCAUGGCCGCAAGCAUUCUCUUUUGGCAGUGAAGCAGCAAUUUAUUACUUGCAUCUAUCAGUGGAAUCAAUGAAAACGUCAGCAGGAGUAAGAGGAUAAUUACAUAAUAUACAGUAAACCAGGAAGGGGUCAAGCGAGACAAAGUUUAAAUGAAAAUUAUGGAACAUGUAUAUGGACAGUAUUUUUUCAACAUGAAAUCUGCAUUCUACAACUUUGUAAGAUAGUGGUAAACAGUAUUAUUUAUCAGUACAUUGUUUUUGUUUCAAAGAGUAGUGGAAUGAGUAUUUUCAAAUUCAUUCAUUAAACUUUUUUGCGGACUUGAUAUAUUAUAGGCCAAGCUGUUUUUUGAUUGCUCAAGCUUUAGUUUGGGUUGAAAUAUGAAAAAGAUUUUACAGAUGCUAUCAGUGACUAGAGAAUAAUAAUCAUGUUUUAAUAACAACCUUAUCAUCGUGACAAGCCAGGACAGGAAUGAUCUGUCUAGACAAAUAACUGUUAUCCAUAAAAAUACUUCAGUUCAGUUUUCAAGACAAGCUAAGCUGAUAGUUUAUCCACUACGAUGAUCGUCCUGUUUUCCAUUUUAAUACGCACACAAAUAAUAUUAAUGAUGAUGUCAAGUUCAGUAAAACAAGCAAGGUAUCCUGUCCCAACUUAGUCAACAUUUAGCUGACAUGACAGCUUAUUAUGGUUGAAGAUGUUAUAUUCUCAACCUCAUUAAUAAUUCAUAAAAAAGGAAAUUAAUGUUUAAUGAUUGUUUGAAAAUCAGAUGAAAAACUGUCAUUUUUGCAUCUUAAUUUCUCGUUCUAAAAUCAUUCAGGAUUAAACACAGUGUUUCAUCACCAGAUGAAACACCUCGAAGUUCAUCACUCCACUGCACGUCAUAUUUUUAACUCUCUUCUCGGUGUUUCAUCUGGGAAUGAAACACUGCAUUUCCAUUGGGGCAGGCUUUCCAUUGGUGUACUUUGACUGGUCAAAAAUAGUCUGGCUUUUCCUCAACUUUCUUCAAGACAUAAAUAAAAUAAUAUUCCACGAAACUGAAAUUCUUUGUACAUUAAAGUGGAGUUCUGAGACAAUGUUGCGUAUUGCUCCUUUUCUUUGCAUAUACUAAUUGUUUGCUCAGCAAUCUGUACCCACCUAUGCAGGCAUUUUUAAGGCCCAAAGAUACAUUCC
Molecule: messenger RNA, 3585 nt
Organism: Porites lobata
Lineage: Eukaryota; Metazoa; Cnidaria; Anthozoa; Scleractinia; Poritidae
Source: the annotation of a GenBank genome assembly